This is a messenger RNA of Beauveria bassiana ARSEF 2860, 1890 nucleotides long. RefSeq lists its product as uncharacterized. The coding region runs from base 1 to 1890 and encodes 629 amino acids. The transcript has 2 exons. The record is from RefSeq and is a predicted model, not a curated record. Lineage: Eukaryota; Fungi; Ascomycota; Sordariomycetes; Hypocreales; Cordycipitaceae.
AUGGACUGUACUCAACCUUCAGGCGAAUCUGCCCCCAAGUUGGAAGCAGACACCAACAUCACAAAGCUAAAAGCACUGCUCAAGUCAAAAGAUGACACACAGCGCUUCGUUGGUCUGGCUCUAUUAAAGUCACUCCUCGACAAUACCCCAGAAAUUCGAAAUGACGAGGCCACAGUACGCGACCUGUGGUCUCACAUUUCGCCCAGAUUCCUAGAUCGCCUGCUGCGCACCGGCUCAAACCCGUCCAACAGCAACGCCAAACACAUGCUCGACAUUGGCGUAUCCAUACUCUACAAUUUUUCUAUUCUUCUUCCAGCGGCAGAUACAGCUUCGGUUUCCUUUACAGCGCGCAUACCGGGCCUGGUGGCAGCAGCGCUGUACAGCAGGGGAGAGACGACGGGGCUCUUGCUGCAGCUUCUGUACACGCUCGUCAACUCAAAAGAUGGCGCCGAGACCUUUAUGGAAGUUGAAGACACGACGCCACUCACGGAGAUUGCCACGAGCCAUGCCAUGGUGCUAGACAUUUUUGGUCGUGCGUGGGUGCACCACAUGGCCGGCGGCGCAGCUGGCGCAGUCUCUUGUCAAAAAAUAGACGCCGUCAUACAUACGUUGAGUGUCCUUUUCAAAGGAACAGAUGCAGUUACAUACCUGGCAUUUCUGGGGAAUUUUUUGAGUCAGGCUAUUCCAGCGGUUAUCCCCAAGAACCCAAAAUGGGUAUCAAUAACAGCUUCAUAUAUACAGCGUCUUGUUAUCAGUAGGCCUGCUCCGGAAGCGCGCGCUGCGUAUACCAGUGCAGCAGCCGCGCUUCUACAAGCAUAUCCUGAGCAAGCGUCCGAGCUUUUAUUCAGGGACACCACCAACAUUGAAAAGCCAUUCGGAUACCUCUUCAUUAACCUUCUUCUCAUUGACAUCCGAUCAUCCAUACCCACUCUACUCGCCUCUCUCAACUCCCCCGGAUACAAGCAGACCUCGAAGCGCUUGAUCGCUGACUUUGACGUUCUCUGCAUCUUCAUCGGCUACCUCGUGCGGUCCCUCGAGGACGAGUCCCUCGAGACCCUCAUCAUGCCCCCCGACAGCCUGCUCCGCAUCCGCAAGAGCAUAUCGGAAACCAUGUCCGUGACCAUUGAGUAUAUCCGCGACCGCUGGGACGCGGCACGCUCCGGCGCCAUGGGCUUUGAUUUCAGCGCUCGAGCCAGCAAGGCCGAGACGGCCACGGGCUCGCACCACACGCUCACAUGGGACUCGAUGGACGACGCUGUCGACGAGGACCUCUUUAUGCUAUCCGCGCUGCGUGCGCUGACGCUCUGGCUGCGCGAGGACGAGAAUGAGCAGCUGAGGAGCGAGGGUACCGGCAUCAUGGACGUUCUCAUGGAGCUCUACAUCGGGGGCCCGUCGGAAAGGGAUUUUCGACCCGUUAUUCUCGUGGGUCUGGAAGGUCUCGUCACAAUUCGUCAGGGCCGUGGCGCCUUUUUGCAGCAAAGUGGCUGGAGUAUCCUCGCCGAGAGCUUGGUCAGCACAAUCCAUGGGCAUUCCGAAGUCAAGGAUGAAGGAGAGGCAAGGAUCUGCGUCGACAUUGUACGCAUUCUGCUCGCCGUCGCUGAGGCUCAAAGGACGACGGAAGAAAGCUGGCUCGAUCUCAUCACCGGCGUAGCAGCAUGGGACGUCCCCGAUGGCAGCACCGCAUGCCUCGCGCGGGACGCACACGUGGCCGUUUUGCAGCUCUGCUGCACCGUGCUCGUCCAGGCCAAUAUGGGCAUGCGCAGCCGAUACAGGCACUCCAUCGGUGCCGUCGCGGGCAUCGCGGCACAAGUUCACCGGCAGAUUGGCCACUUGAGCGAGUACAGCGAGCAGAUGGAGGACGUAGUGGCAACAUUGGAUAGAUUACGAUAA